Molecule: messenger RNA, 1907 nt
Organism: Doryrhamphus excisus (bluestripe pipefish)
Lineage: Eukaryota; Metazoa; Chordata; Actinopteri; Syngnathiformes; Syngnathidae
Gene: naxe
Product: NAD(P)HX epimerase
Cellular component (GO): mitochondrion
Molecular function (GO): NAD(P)HX epimerase activity
Source: RefSeq, a predicted model, not a curated record
AGGAAGUGGAACACUGAAGCGCUUCCUGAAUGCUUUUCUGGGUGUUGUUGUUUUGUAAGUUGUAUUGUUGCAUGCCAUUUAGCCAUUUACUGCUAAACGUGCAUGCAAAACGAAGAAUCUUAUUCACGACCAUCUGAAUGCUGAGUGUGAGGACUCUGUUCGGCAUCGGCUUCCUUGUGACCUCCCGGGCCGCAGCAGUCUUUGCACAAACCGGGAGAUGUCCAUCCGCUAACCACCCCCAGAAAGACUGUUACACUAGCCGACCAGUGUCCACCAUGGCCCACAGCAUCAAAUACCUUGGGCAGGAGGAGGCCCAGCACAUUGAUGAGGAGCUUUUCAGCGAAUAUGGCUUCAGUGUGGACCAGCUGAUGGAGCUUGCUGGCCUCAGCUGUGCGACAGCCAUCACAAGGGCAUAUCCUUUGAGUUCCUUGGUGAAGCCCAAACCAACAGUGCUGGUGAUUUGUGGACCAGGUAACAACGGAGGCGACGGUUUGGUCUGUGCCAGACAUCUCAAACUGUUUGGUUACGAGCCCUCCAUCUUGUACCCAAAGCAGCCCAACAAACCACUGUUUCAUGGUCUGACCACUCAGUGCCAGAAAAUGGAGAUCCCCUUUCUCACUGAGAUGCCUGAGGCCCCAGUGAUUGAUGAGGCCUUCAACUUGGUGAUUGAUGCCAUCUUCGGCUUCAGCUUUAAGGGGGCUGUAAGAGAACCUUAUGGUUCCAUCAUAGAUACCCUGAAGAAGACCACCGUCCCCAUUGCCAGCAUUGACAUCCCCUCUGGUUGGGAUGUCGAGCAAGGGAGCGUGGAUGGUCUCCAGCCUGACACACUCAUCUCGCUGACCGCUCCCAAAAGCUCUGCCACUUUGUUCAAAGGACGCCAUCACUUCCUGGGGGGACGCUUUGUUCCGCCCGGCCUGGAGAAGAAAUACCAACUGAACCUACCCCAGUACCCUGGAACGGAUUGUGUGUUAAAGUUGUAAGAUUUGCUAAGAGGUUUGUGUUACCUUGGGGAGGGGAUUUCUUUCCUGGGGAGGCGUUGCUUCAGCAAUAAGAAAAUAAAACUUUUAAGUAGUCGCAAUUGGUAUAAUUUCUUUAAAAUUAUACUGUAUUUACCAUCCACAGAAAAACAACAAAAUCAUGAGAUUUAUCCUUUUUUUUAUUAGUACAUUUAAAGUUCACUGAAUGUACCAGCAAUUCCAUUGUAAAGACCGUCUAUCAUAGUUCACCACAUUCUAUUUUAUUUAGAAAUAACAUACAUAUUGGGUAUUUCAUUUAUUAUACAUUUAAGUUGUGGUGAGUUAGUAAAAAGCUUUCUUUCACAAUCAACCUCAAGAGUGCCACGGGCUCCCGCAGUAUAUUCCAAUAUAAAUGUACAGAUGUGAGUACACUGGAUGCUUUUUAACAAUGUGGCUCAUUAAUGCAUAAUGGGUUGUUUUUUUUUUACACUAGUGCAGUACAUGCUUUGCUUUUUGUGCGUAGCAAACUAUUUACAGUGCUGGUACCAUGCUGUCUCUCUCUGUGCUUCAUAUGCAUUUGAGGUCCUCGUCGAGGAAACGGGAAGUUAAAACAAAACAGAAGACUUGAGAUGAAGAUGGAGUCUGCCCCCCCCACACUACCACACCACCACCAGACAGGUUGUUUUCAUGCAGUUAGCAGGAUGUGUAGGAGGGAUGUUUUCAGUCCAUAAAGAAAGGAAGCCUGGUGAUACAAGCAUAAUGUUACUAGUAGGGAUGGCCGAUCAGGAUCAGAUACCGAUAUCACAUUUUGAUACUGAAUAUCUGGCAUCGCUAAUUACCAGAUUUCAUGACAAUAUUUCUUAAGAAAAAAAAAUUGUGUAGUCAUUACUCUAAAAUUAAACCUAUUAAAUGAAUUCAGAUACAACAAACCAAUACAAAAAUGAUGUACAA